Molecule: messenger RNA, 3265 nt
Organism: Periconia digitata
Lineage: Eukaryota; Fungi; Ascomycota; Dothideomycetes; Pleosporales; Periconiaceae
Source: the annotation of a GenBank genome assembly
UCCAUCUUGCUCUGCGACCCACUCCACCCACUAUGGACUCACCCGAAGGCCCAUGGGCUUCGACCGCCACCCCAAGCUCGCGCCCGGCUUCCCACAAAUCAGCCCGCUCCUCCCGGUCCGCCCGCUCACAAACAACAAGUAGAACGACCGAAGCAACGCCCUUGCUAUCCAGAGACGAUCUCAACGGCCAUGACGAAGAGCACGACGAACAAGAACAUGCGACGGCGACAACCUCACUGUUGCGUUCAUUGACUGGCGGCUCUAAAGAAGAUGGCAAUACGCCAUUCUGGAAGAAACGAUGGCCCAGCAUACUGGCACUGCUCGUGCUAUGCAUAGCUGUCGUCUUCAUCAUGCUGGGCUUUCUGGCUACAGAGGGAAUCGAAGAGUAUGCUAUGCAGGCAGCUGAAUUCAAACCCACAAAAUUAGCCUUGGAUUCAUUGACAACCGAGGGUGCCAAGGUACAGGUUGAAGGAGACUUCACCAUGGAUGCUUCCAAGGUCAAUAAGCAGAGUGUCAGAAAUCUGGGUCGAUUCGGGACGUGGAUAGCAAGGGAGGUCGAGACGGGCCCAACAGAGGUGGACGUAUACCUGCCCGAACACGACAAUGCUCUGAUUGGCAAGGCUCUGGUUCCGGGCAUCAAAGUCAACAUUCGGAAUGGCCAUACCACUCACAUCGCAUUUUUUGCUAAUUUGCAACCGGGGCCAUUGGACUCGAUUCGCAAUAUUGUCAACGAUUGGAUAGACGGUCGAAUGGGACAAAUCCGGCUCAAGGGGAAGGCUGAUGUUCCUCUGAAAUCCGGGUUGAUUCAUCUCGGAAAGCAAACCAUAGAGCAAUCCCUAGUUUUCAAAGGACACGACCUUCCUACGCUCCCUCGGUACAAUAUCACAAAGCUCAAUCUCCGAGAAGCCCAGGAAGGACAUAAGGGAAUGGGCGCAGAUGCUUCCAUUGUGGUGACCAACGAUUUCCCACUCCGAUUUGAUGUUCCUCCUGUUGCCGUAGAUGUACUGGUCGAUGGCUGCACACAAGCCGAUCACAUUACAAUUGGUACUGCAGAAUCUCAGAAACUGGAGAUCAAGCCGAAGACCAAUCUUGAAGUGAAUGUGACUGGAAGAGUAGAGAAACUCCCGGAUUCUCUCACGCAAGUUUGCCCAGAUUCUGCAAAAUCCCCUCUGGACGCUCUUCUCGGUGACUACAUGCAAGGCCAGGAUGCUACUAUCUACGUCAAGUGUUGCAAAUUUCCAGAUCCAAGUACCCCGAAAUGGGCAGGAGAUUUACUCAAGGACAUCACUGUCAAAGUUCCAUUUGCAGGGCGCGAUAUGGGCAACCUCAUCAAGAACUUCACAAUGGCCAACGUUCAUUUCAGCCUUCCAGAUCCUUUUGCAGAUGAAGAUAGCCCGGAUGCAUCGCCCAAGAUAUCUGCCAUAGUAAAGGUCAACAUCGGCUUGCCCCGUGAGAUGAACUUCCCACUUGAUGUCGACCGAGUCAAUGCCGAUGCAGACAUCUAUUACGAGGGGAAGAUCCUUGGUAAACUCGACUUGAAGAAAUGGCAGCAUGCCAAUUCAACCAGAAUCGAUGCGAAGGGCAAUGAAGACUCGACACUUUUGGUGGAAUCCGACAUUAAAAACGCGCCCAUAAAGAUCGUCGAUGAUGAUCUCUUCAGCAAAGUUGUUCAGGCUUUGAUUUUCGGUAGCCGCCCUAUAAUGAUGGAUAUCGAAGCAAAAGUCGGCGUCAAAGUCAAUACCCCAUUGGGCGAGCUUGCGGUGAAGGAUAUACCCGCCCAAGGCGUUGUCCCGGUCAAACCUAUUGGAAGUCAUAAAGGCAACACUGACGUGAGCACUUUUGCUCCAAAAAUUGGAAACCUCUCAAUUGUCGAAACUUCACCAACCUCAAUCACCCUUCAGGCUCACGCAAAUAUUACAAAUCCAACCAACUACUCAGCUACGGUACCUUAUUUCAAUAUAAAUGUUCUCGUUAACGAAACUGUCCUCGGUCAAGCGAUCGCAAAGGAUGUAUACGUCCAUCCAGGUAACAAUACCAAUAUCCUGGUUACUGUGGUUUGGGAUCCUUCCACUCAUAGUGGUGGAGCGGGGAAGGCUAUCGGUAGAGAGCUUGUCUCCCAAUAUAUUUCCGGCUACAACACUUCGCUCACCCUACAAACUCAUAACAAAACCAUCCCUUCACAGCCCUCUCUGGGUGCUGUCCUUGCAAACUUUCCUAUCACACUCCCAGCACCUAGCCUCUCCACUCCCAAAAACCCCGGCGAUGGUGACGACGAUGACGACCCAGACAAAGGCUCAGGCCGAAAACGCACACACUUCAUCCGCGACGCGACUAUGCACAUUAUCUCCUCAACCGCCCUCUUCACCCUCGCUUCCCCUUUCAGCUCCACAACGCUCUACAUCACCAGUCUCAACGCAACCGCGUACCACGACGGCCACCAGUCCGGAAAGAUCCUGUACGAUCUCCCCAUCGCCGUUCCACCUGGCUUGACUGAGACGCCCCGCCUCCCUGUCGAUUGGAGUCUAGGCAGCAUCGGCUACGAUGCCAUCAGAAAGGCGCUCGGUGGCACGUUGACGCUCAGCGCGUAUGCGGAAGUCGGCAUCCGAAUCGGACGGUGGAGAGAGCAUGUUUGGUACCAAGGUGGCAGUAUCGGGGCACAUGUACGAUUGUGAUUUGUGGGUGUAUUAUUUCAGGAAGAAAAGUUCGUACGGUAAAGACAGGAAAAGAGUCGAACUCGUUCCCGGAAUCCCUUCGCUUCUUUGAAAUUCAAGACGGAAGGCGAAGUGAAAGUGAUGGGAUCUAGGGAGACGAGCAAAGUCCCUUUAUAUUUUCCCCCAUGACCAAUGUUCCAUUUAUACAUCGCAUUAGCUUGCAUGUGAUGGCAUUGUGUUCUUCGUCCGGUAUGUCAGGCGAUGGCGACGAUACCGUAGCAAUGUUCAGCUGCGAAACGCACUGUUUUUCUUUUGUACGAUUGGACCUGGUCAUUAUUAUGCUCGAGGACAGCUAGCUCAAUAGUAGGUAGGACACUAUUUUGGAGGGGGUAUGGCUUUGUGAUGUUAUCUACUCAUGUAAAUACAUUUACACACAAAGGAGGUUCCAUGGCGUUUGGUAUAUUUAUUUACUAUUCUCUCUCUCUCUCUCUCUCUCUUUCUCAAGGCUUCGAGGUCAAAUGAUCUUCAAUAUUUACGUGGAAUGAGACACGGUAUAACAAGUGAAUUGCAUGUUUGCGUAUGUUCAUGUAGUACUCAGCUCAUCCGAAAUUCAC